Molecule: messenger RNA, 486 nt
Organism: Eupeodes corollae
Lineage: Eukaryota; Metazoa; Arthropoda; Insecta; Diptera; Syrphidae
Product: putative nuclease HARBI1
Exons: 2
Coding region: 1-486 (161 amino acids)
Source: RefSeq, a predicted model, not a curated record
AUGGAUAAAGGUUCCUUCAAAUAUAUUUGUGACAAAGUCUCGCCAGAAAUGCCACCAUCCGAAUAUUCUGUGCAAGAGGCUCUUUCUGUAGAGAUGAAAGUAGCCAUAGCUAUAUACAAAUUGGCUUCUUGUGCGGAAUACAAAGUUGUUGGAAAUCAGUUUAGAGUUCACAAGGCAACUGUGAAAAAUUGUGUUUACCAAUUUGGCCGAGCAAUGGUAAACACCCAACUGAACGAAGAAAUAAAACUUCCAAAUGAAGAGCAGUCAAUUGCUAUAAUCCAAGGAUUUGAAGAAAAAAGCGGAGUGUCUCAAAUUUUGGGAGCAAUCGAUGAUACUCACAUACCAGUAAAACCACUCGCGGAAGGAUGUGCAGAUUAUAUUAAUAGAAAGGGAUGGCCAUCGAUGGUGUUGCAAGCAGUAGUGGAUUGCAAUUAUUUAUUUUUGGAUAUAUGUUGCAAGCAUCCAGGAUCGGUUCAUGAAUCAUGA